AUGGCCACCGUCGAGAAUCUGGGGCCAAACCAGGCCUCCUACGACUAUGUUAUUGUCGGAGGCGGCACGGCGGGCUGCGUCAUUGCGAGCCGUCUAGCUUCAGAACUCCCCACUGCCAGCAUCCUGCUCAUCGAGGGUGGCGACAGCGACCUCGGCAAAGAUUACCUCCACGACCUCAAGCUCCAGGUAAACAGUUGGGGAGGCGACCAUGAUUACCAAUAUAACUCAGUGCCUCAGCCAAAAGGAAACAGCCUCAUACAACACUCCCGGGGCAGGAUCCUCGGGGGAUGCACGAAUAUUAAUGGUUGCAUCUCGUUCCGGCCUCUCGAGUAUGAUAUGAGAAAGUGGCAGGAAGCUGGCGCUCACGGAUGGACUUUUGACGAGAUCAUGAGGCUCGUAGACAAGUUGCGGAUCACGGUCAACAACAUCCUGCCCAAGUACCAUAACUCGGUCGACCUGGCCCUCUUGCAAGCAGCUCAGAAGGCCUUCGGUAUCCCCAGUACCGAAUCCUUCAACAGGGACGUUGUGCACACGGGCAAGAUCGUGCCGUCCGCAGGCCAUUUGGCUAUAGCCCAUGACCCCCAAAAUGGCUACCGCAGCAGUGCCAGCAUCGCCUAUAUCCAUCCCAUUCUGCGCGGGGAGGAAAGGAGGCCAAACCUGACUAUCCUCACCAGCGCCUGGGUCCAUCGCAUUAACUUUGUUGACAACAUCGCUGCCGGAGUCAGCCUGACGCUUAAGUCGGGCCGCAAGAUUGCCGUCAAGUCGGCUGUCGAGACCAUCCUCUGCGCGGGUGCCUUCGAUUCGCCGCGGCUGUUGCUCCUCUCCGGCAUUGGAUCAAGCGAUCAGCUCAAGAGCUUCAAUAUUCCCGUGGUCGCGGAUGUUCCGGGAGUGGGAGAGAACCUGAUGGACCACGCCGAGACCAUCAUGAUGUGGGAAAUGAAGGCACCUGUUCCGCCCGAGUCGGUCAUAUACUCGGAUGUAUGCUUCUUCCUACGUCGUGAGGCAGAGAAUUCACAGGGAGACGACGGCGACAUCCAGGAUGCCAUGUUCCACGUCUUCGCGAUUGGUUUUGACGAUAAUAUGGCUCGCCAUGGGUACCAUGCCCCUGAGAACGCCUACUGUCUGAUUCCGAAUCUCCCCAGGCCCCGUUCCCGCGGCCGUAUCACAUUGCUGUCGUCCGACCCCAAGGUUCGGCCGGCGGUUGACUUCAGAUAUUUUACUGAUGCGGAGGACUACGACUUGAAGACAAUCCUCUUCGAGCUCCGAGCUGGCCGCAAGCUCGCGGCGACGGCUCCCUUUAAGGAUCUCAUCAAGCGAGAAGUCGCGCCCGGCCCGGCUGUCCAGACCGAGGAGCAGCUCAUCGACUACGCUCGCAAAACCCACGGCACCGUCUUUCAUCCAUGCGGAACGGCCAAGAUGGGCGACACUCACAAUGACAGCAUGGCCGUCGUAGAUCCUCAGCUUCGUGUCCGCGGCGUCCAGAGGCUGCGCGUCGUUGAUGCCAGUGUCUUCCCACUCAUUCCGUCCAUCAACCCGAUGCUGACAGUCUACGCCGUUGCCGAGAAGGGCGCCGAGAUGAUCAUCAAGGACUAUGUUUCAGCUCAACCAAGGCCGAGGAUCUGA
Penicillium egyptiacum is the source of this 1623-nucleotide messenger RNA. Lineage: Eukaryota; Fungi; Ascomycota; Eurotiomycetes; Eurotiales; Aspergillaceae. The record is from the annotation of a GenBank genome assembly.